AUGGCGCAUCUUGCCAAACUCGGAGGGUUGACAGAUGAACUUCUCACUUCGCUGACUUCCAAGUCUUCAAAGACGGAAGCAGCCAAAUCCAAUGCGCAAAAAGAGUCAGCUCUUCGCGCAUUCAGAUACAACAACUAUGCACGAACGAAUCAAUUCGAUGUCGCAAGCCAGCUCGAGGGACUGGAGGAGAAGUUUAGAGUUUACAAUGAAGAUCCGCUGGCGGACGCUCUGAAGGAGAGGGUGGAUAAGGUUAUGAAACUGCAGUCAAAAUGGACGCCAGAAAUCUUGCAUCUUCUCCUGGAGUUAUCUGAUAGGCCGUUGCAAAACUCUAAACUCGAGGAUUUGGACUUUUUGAAAGAGCCCGAGCCCUAUGUUGAGCCUCUACUACGGUGGAAAGAUCUUGUUGCAGAGGACCCUUUACUUCGAGAGAAAAGUGUGUGGAGGAAUGUCGAUUUCGGCGCCGAAAGCUCUGAGGAUGAAGAAUUCGAUGAUGGUCUCUCCGAGCGAUCGGAAGCUACCGAGGUUACCAUACAAUCCAGCAUCGAAGAUGUUGGACGACAGCCUGAUGAUUACGUGAUUGAUGUUUCGAAUAAUGACACUCUCCUGGCACUCAAAGACGCUCAAUUCUGGCUGAAAGACCCUAGUGUGGGCGGAGUCAAGUUGGAUACCGUGAAAAAGCCGAUUACGGAACUUCAAGCUAUUCGAGAAGUUCUCUUUAUGCUUUCAGGUUACCCUACCUCCUUGUUCGAGACGCCAAGUAAUCAGUCGGCUCAAAUUCUUCCCUCCAAGAGUUACGUGUUGAAACAUGCUUCUCCAGACGCUUUCUACCAGCAGAUCAGUGCUUUCGCAGAACAAGGCUCGGCUAUUCGAUCUCUUAGGUUAUGGGUAGCUCAACCCCAAUCCAUACCUCUCCUUCAGGUAUUCCAGGAUGCGGUCAGCAAGAGAAUUGCUUCUUUUGAUAAUUGUCUGUCUGACAUUCAAACACGUUAUGUUGAGCUCGCAAAUGACGUCGUGGUAAGCCUUGUGCAAAUCCAGACGGAGGUCUACUCCACGAGUAGACCACUGUUGAAGCUGGUUGACAUUAUAAAUAAAUUAGGUGAGGAGCGGUAUUCACACGCCUUUCGAUAUCUAGAAAUUCUCUAUAAGUAUACUUGUACCUCCCAACUAGCCGGAGAUGAAGAAUUGUACAAAUUCAUAGGCACCUUAUUCUUCGACUGCUUCCAAGUCUUCCUUAGGCCGAUUCGUGCCUGGAUGGAAGAUGGAGACGUCACACCAGGAGAUAAAGUGUUCUUUGUAUCUCGGACCACAGGAGAGGUCGACCCAGCUACAAUUUGGCAAUCACAGUUCAAGCUUCGACAUACCCAAGACGGCAAACUUCACGCCCCGACCUUCCUUCGAGCGUCAGUGAACAAAAUAUUUACUACAGGUAAAAGUGUUGUGGUUUUGAAACAACUAAAGAAAUUCAGCCCACGUAACCAUUCAGAAUCCGACGAACCACUUCUAGAUUUUGAAAGCGUCUGCAAUCCACAGAAUGUGCAGCUCGCACCUUUCACGGAACUGUUCGCGGAGGCAUUCGAUGCAUGGAUACAGAGUAAGCAUCAUCAUGCUUCUACAACACUGAGAAGAAUCCUGUUUGAUUCCUGUGGCCUCUCCGCAUCGUUAGAAGCGCUCUCUUACGUCUAUUUCAUGUCCGACGGCACCAAUGGAGCAGCGUUUACAUAUCCGAUCUUCGACAAACUGGACAAGCUCGAUUCUUCUUGGAAUGAUCGAUUCAAUCUGACAGAAUUACUACACGACUCCUUUGGCACCCUGCCAUCGGUCAAUCCUGAUCGCCUUCGAACAAGUGUAUUAGCACUUAGCCGGAAGAACCAAGACAUUGCCAAGUAUAGGACGAAGGUGAAAGUGCUCUCAAUUAUCGAGAUCAAGUACCAUCUUUCUUGGCCAGUUCAGAUAAUACUGAAUAAGGAAUCAUUGGUCGGCUAUCAACGGAUCUUCACCUUUCUCUUUCAGAUUCGUAGAAGCUCUCAUAUCAUCACACGCCGUCGUUUAGUCUCCGACACACUUACAACCAGUAGCAGCUCUGAUGAACGUUUGCUAUUUUAUUCGCUUAGAACACGUCUCUUAUGGUUUAUUCAAACUUUGUACUAUUAUCUAUCGUGUCUAGUUGUUGAACCUGGUUCUUCCGCUAUGCGUACAGCAUUGAAAGAAGCCGUUGACAUCGAUACAAUGAUUAAAGUCCAUUCCGCCUUCAUGAAAUCGAUUUUGGACAAGGCCCUGCUAGGAAGCAAGCUGGCGUUGAUUCACAAAACAAUUCUCAAAAUCCUAGACUUGGCAAUCAAGCUGGAAGAUGCGGAAACCGUGAACGCAAGCACAAAUAAAGGCCAGCGAGAAGAGCAGGCGAACAGGAUGGAUCUUUCAAUGGCAAGCCUCGGCUUACAUACUCCCAGGAAAGCAAAGCAGGAUUUCAAAUCAAGUACGAGACUUUCGAAGAGCCCGAGAUUUGCGAAUGAUAGCUCCGACGAAGAUGAAGAAAAGGUUGAUCUUGAUUUUAGCAUUCUUUCAAGCCCUUCAAAAGCGACAGAGGUCGAAUACGUGGAGCAAUUGCGGUCAAUGAAAGUCGAUUUUGACAGACUAGUUAGAUUCGUUGCCAGUGGGUUGAGAGGGGUGGCCAGAGCUGGAGGAGGAGACGAAGCUAGGAGUUGGGAUACCCUAGGAGAGAUGCUCGAAGCUGGACUUGGUACCACCACUGAGUUUCCGGGAAGCUUUCGUUGA
Messenger RNA from Glarea lozoyensis ATCC 20868, 2772 nucleotides. RefSeq lists its product as uncharacterized. Gene Ontology annotation, cellular component: centrosome; spindle pole; gamma-tubulin complex. NCBI's taxonomy places the organism in Eukaryota, Fungi, Ascomycota, Leotiomycetes, Helotiales, Helotiaceae. The transcript is spliced from 3 exons. Gene Ontology annotation, molecular function: microtubule minus-end binding; gamma-tubulin binding. Gene Ontology annotation, biological process: microtubule nucleation; spindle assembly; meiotic cell cycle. The coding region runs from base 1 to 2772 and encodes 923 amino acids. The record is from RefSeq and is a predicted model, not a curated record.